AUGGAGUCUCCGAGAUCGCUUCUGGUACUCAGCGCCGUUGGCUGCAUCAUGCUUUGGGGCAUCAUGCUGGUCAACGGCACCCUGGAUGGUGUGUCGACCGUGGUUCAGACGGGCAAAUUCCCAGACGGCCGGCUACUUCGAGCUACCUACACCGGCUAUGCCCUAUUUGAUAAGAAGUUCAGUAAUGUCGUAGUCUUCUUCGAUCUGCUAUCCAACGCCAAACCCGAUGCGCCCAGAUGGCUGCUGUUCCAUCUCUGCAAUUUACUGGGGGCAAUAGAUACAUGGGUGCUGAUCGAAAGCCGCCGUCGCGGAGUCCGCAAUCUUUUCCUACGCCAUACCAUCAUCUUCAUCUUCAUGUGGAACAUUGCUGGCGCUGCUUUCAUCACCCCCAUAUACUUCUAUCUUAUCUGCAGUAGUGGUUACACAGCCCGCGAUGCUACUAUCCCUCUAAAUGAGGCUCGAGGCUUUCCACCUACAGUCAUCGCGAACGCUCUGUUCCCUCUUCUGUUGUUCAUUCCCACGUGGCACAACUGGCCUUCUCACGAUCAUCAAGGAAACAUUGGGCUCUACCAUUUUACGCCCAUGCUCAUGAUCGUCACUGUGGUUCUCUGCAGCCGGCCUGGAACAUCGCUGACUGUCUUCGAAUCACCCAAGGAUAAGAAUGCCCCCAAUGAAGAUGCCCCUUGGGUUGUGGCCUCGUUCUUGGCCACCGGGGUUAUCUCAGCAGCCGUACAUUUGUACGUCAUCGCCAGCGCACUUACUCUCCCCUCCACGUCCGAUUUGACAUGGCCCCGUCUCUUCUGGCCGAAGCCGCAAAACGUAUAUACAGCUCCCCAAGGUUCUUACGAGGCACUUUUGGAAGGCGCACAUCUUUUCACGCAGCUCGACGCGCUGGUCCUGUCAUCAGCUUGUGUCAUAUUCACCCACCAUCUGCUGCAGAGUGCCACUCCACCCAAGUCACAGGACAGCAUGCGAGACAUGUGGAAGAACAUACUGGGGACUGUAUGCCUUGGUCCGGGCGCUGCUGGAUCUUUCGCUCUUGCUGCGAGGGAAUGGAGACUCAGGGAGCUUGUUGAUACUAAGAUUGAAUAG
Clonostachys rhizophaga is the source of this 1092-nucleotide messenger RNA. Lineage: Eukaryota; Fungi; Ascomycota; Sordariomycetes; Hypocreales; Bionectriaceae. The record is from the annotation of a GenBank genome assembly.